AUGUCUUCGUCAGAGAUCCCUCACGAAGACGAUGACAAGGGCGGAAAGCUGCGCCGCAAACGAGCCUCCCAAGCUCGUUCGUUAGUUGUGCUGGUGGCCCUUGUCGGUUUCAUCCUGUUAGUGUCCGUCGUCAAGCUAAAUCAUAAGGAUAAGUAUAAAAAGUACAUUCCUUCUCGAAAACUGAGACGGCAGCAGCAUCACUCCGCACAAGCAGUGGAAGACAAUAAGGCACUCGAAUUGGAACCAGCCGCGGGUCGUCAAAUCGCUGAAAGCUUCUUGCCACCCGACUCGAUUUACCAACUAUCGACCAAGGUCAGUUACGAAGAGUUGAGUAUACUUCAAGAAAAGUAUGCCUCAAGAGGUUUUUCGGUACUGGCCUUUCCGAUUUCGGACUUUCAUCAAGAAUUGCCCGACAACAACUCCAUUCUGGGAUAUGUCCAGGAGAAGUAUCCCCAAGUCAACUUUCCCAUUUUUGGGCUUUCUAGUUUGGCCGAGAAUCCAGUUUAUGACAAAUUGCAAAAGACCUCGGGACACAAGGUUCAAUGGAACUUUUACAAGUUUCUGUUGGAUCGCAAUGGCAAAGUGGUGGGGACUUAUAACCAUCAAGAAAAUCCAUUGAGCUUGACAGGCGAUAUUGAAAAACUUUUGGACGAAUCGGAUCCUCAUUCGCACAAACUAGUCACUCAUUAA
Messenger RNA from Cylindrotheca closterium, 690 nucleotides. The record is from the annotation of a GenBank genome assembly. Lineage: Eukaryota; Bacillariophyta; Bacillariophyceae; Bacillariales; Bacillariaceae.